AUGGCGAAGCGCGAAACAUCAGAGCAAAGGGCUGUUACUUUUACUAAAAGACGUCAUGGUCUUUUCAACAAAGCAGCAGACUUGUGCAGGAUCUGCGAUGCUCAAAUUGCCAUUAUGGUCACCUCAACUGGGUCUAAAGAAAAAGUUUAUACCUUUGGCCACUCUUCGGUUGAUGCUGUCUUCGACAGGUUCCUCAACAAUUUUUCUGCUCUACCAGAAGCAGCAGCAAACGAUGCAGGUAUCAAGUCAGCCAGUAACUCUAUCUAUGAAGAAAUUAAGGCAUUGGAGGGUGAUGUUAAUGCUCUCAUGCAAAACAAGAAGAGACGCGUUGAAGGGAUUUCAUGGGAUUAUAUUGAGGAGCUUGUGCAGUCGAGUACUUCAGUUCAGGAGUUAGAAGAUGCUGUAGAAAGCCUGGAAAGUUUGUUGGGUCAUGCCAAGAAUAAGUUGAUGAAUAACUCGACUGGUAAUCUUGGUAUAAGCAAUAUAGUUGAGCGAAAAUCUGAUGAUUUUUUGGCUUUAGAGCUUGAACCGCAUGAUGAUUCUUCGUUGACUUUCGAGCUUAAACACCGUGAUGAUUCUUUCUCUAGCUUAGAUGAAGAAAUUUAUUUUGAUGGAUGUUGGAGUACUACUGAUGGUUCUCCUAGUAAUAAUGGAGUUUAUUUUCCAGGCGAAGUCGACAUGGAUGAUAUAUGGAAUCUCCUUGAGUCUUCUGAUUUCGGUUCCGAUUCUCACAAUGUUAUUUCCAAUAACAACAGUAACGACUGCGCAACUUCAAGGACUGUCUCUGAAUCUGCUUCUGGCUCACUAGAGAAUGGUGGUAAUGUAUUUCCUGCUACCAAUUUGGAUUUAGAAACUUUCAAGAACAAGAAGUUGGUUGAUAGUGUAACUUAUAAUGCUACACCAGAUUCUGACUUUGGGGAUACUAACCAACAUUAUGUUAUGGAUGGGGACUGCAAUGCCAAGCAACUUGAUUCAGCUACUGAUUAUGGUUUCAUGGAUUUCUUUGGUGAGUUUGGCAACUGUAUGACUGAUCAGAUGCGACUCCCAUUGCUCAUUAGCAGGUCCUAA
This is a messenger RNA of Dovyalis caffra, 1068 nucleotides long. The record is from the annotation of a GenBank genome assembly. NCBI's taxonomy places the organism in Eukaryota, Viridiplantae, Streptophyta, Magnoliopsida, Malpighiales, Salicaceae.